Lymnaea stagnalis (great pond snail) is the source of this 4996-nucleotide messenger RNA. NCBI's taxonomy places the organism in Eukaryota, Metazoa, Mollusca, Gastropoda, Lymnaeidae. The record is from the annotation of a GenBank genome assembly.
GUUUGAUGUUAGUUCCAAACAACUGUUCAACCAUUCAAAUAUUCAUAAUUUUCAUACGGAUAGCUUAGGACACAUUAUUAAAGCAGUGUUUGUAAAAUGAUGACUCCUGGAACUUCUUUACUACAUGUUUCUGGAGCCAAGUUAGCAUCUGAUAAUGAAACAGACACUGUUAUUGGCACAAAGGAUAUACAAAAUAUAAAAAAAGAACUGCUCCAUUACAAGAAAGAAAAUAAAAAACUGACUGAUCAGCUUAAUUGUCUUGUAUCACUUAUAAGAAGGUAUAUAUUAAUAUUUAAUUAACGACACAUGUCAGAUGUAGCAAAUUCAUAUUUUCAUAUCAAUAUUAUAUUUUCAAAAAUUAUCAUUUAAGCCAUUUAGGUUCCAUUUAAUAAUUUAAAUACUUUAUGAUAAGGUUAGCUGCCCAGCUUUUGGAAUUUUUAAUAUAUGAAUAUGAUGAAAUAUUUUUCUGCUUUAUUCGUUAAGAGAAAUAAUCAAAUGAGUUAAGAAAUUUUGUAUGUUAACGUAAUUUUUUAACCCACUAAUCUCUUCUUUGCUUAAAUGUUUGGCAGGUCUUGGACUGGUGACAGAAUUGCAACUGGCCAUCUCUCAAACAUUGUGGGUAUGUUACAGUUGUCUUUUUACUUGUAAAACAAGUUAUUGGUUGAUUCUUGAUCAUAGCCCAUUGCUACAUGUCCACAGUGUUGUGGUUCUAAACUUUGCAGAUGGUAUUCUGAGCUGGUUUCUUAAAAUCACAGAUGCAUCAAAAUAUAAGCCCAAUUUAUUUUCCCUAAAGAGCAGAAAGUAUAGGCUAUUCUUUAAAAGGAAUAGAAGGUUUAUGGCCCAAAUAUAUCAACUCCAUGUUGUUCCACAUUGACAUACCAAUCACAUACCAUUCACAGUGUUCUUAAAGUACUGCAACAUCUCCCACCCAAGAGCCAAGACUAAUUUAAUGACAAAGUUUCUCAUUCACACAGAAAAAAAUCAAUUAGUCUACUUUACCUUGUAAGUCAAUAUUAUUACAAAUGCAAGUAGUUUGUGCUAAAGAGCACAAACCUCAAGGAGAUGCAGCCUGUCAGUAGUUGAUAAGUUCGCAUAAAUUGGAUCCAUUAUUGUAGCUAGAUGUCCAUUGAUGAGAAGUUGAAUGGCAGGAUAGGCAAAGCUCUUGCCAGAUUCAACAACCUUAAUCUCACAGAGGACAAAACUCUGCAUUCCCAGACAUGCAUACUCAGUACACUAGGGAAGUGAAGCACUGACCACAUUCAAUAUAUGUGAACAGUACCACAUUCUGCACACUAUGUUAAUUUUGUGGUGUAAUACAGAGGUGCAGGAAUAUGUCAACAGGUUCAUGUUCUCCAUUAUAUGCAGUGAUGCACUUGUAGGCUCUGCCAGAUCAAGUGAAUGGAACCAGACCAAAUCCCAAAGGAUAUGCUGCAUAAAGAAAUGAAAGAAGGUGCAUGACCUACUGAAUGCUAGUAGCUUUGCUUCUAGGGCAUGUGGAAGUAAGAUAUAAAGAUGACCAGCAUCAACCUUAGUGAUUGGAAGGGCUGUGCUAAGACUGUUUAGACUGAUGCCUUGCUAUCAACCAGGAUGGACCAAGGAUGCCCCACAAUGCAAAAAGAAAUGCCAGGAGGAUGGCUAAAGAAGAACACCCUAUUACGUUCACCCUGGGAGAGUAUAGCAGAGACUGUGUCUCUAUCUUUGUCUUAAGCCAUUCCCAAAGGUGCAACUAAGAUGCCACACCAUGGUCUCUUGCAGAUGGAUUGAUGCUGACGACAAAUAUCCUAUAUCAAAUAUCAUGCCCUAUGAAGUUAAUCAGAAAUUUUAAUCUAUUUUGAUCGCACAUUUUAUUUAUAUAGUGAAACUUAAACUUGCAAGAUAACCAUCAUUCUGGAUUGUAUUUAUAAAUUCCUCUGUACAGUUGCUUGAUUGGACGAAGUCAUUUUGUUAAAAUUUGUUUAUGAUCACUGCUCAGGUUAUGAGUUGAUUGAAUUUUAUGGUGAAAUAAUUAAUUUUUGCAGUUAUUUCAAAUAGUAUUUUUCUUUUUGUGUUUUGAUCAAAUUCUUUAGUUCAAAAUUUCAUUACACCAUUGGAGUAUUGUUGAACCAAUCAAGUUUACAAUCACCGUCUUAACUGAAAAUUAACUUAUAUUGUUUUAAAGGUAUCUCUCCUCCACAUCAUCUUGCAACUUCAAGUGGAACACAUGCAAGACCAAAUUCAUCAGUGGACACUGCAAUUACAAAAACUGUAUGAUUAUUUGUUCAUGCUUCUCUAAGUUUAUUAAAAUGUAUGUUUAUUUUUUUUUUUUUCAAAAUUAAAUAAAAAUAAAUGAAUUAAUUUAAAGAAAAACCUCAAAAUGGAGUCAUUACAUCUAUGUUCAGUUUCUUUGAUUUCAACCCAGCUUUAACAUGUGCAUCCCCCCCACCCCCCCCACCCCCUUUUUUUUUUGUUUUCUAGAGAAGAUGUGAGCAGAAUUGGGAAAGAUUUGCCCUAAAGCUUUUAGAGAGGGAAUAUAUGGCUGUCCAAACAGAAAUUAGAAAACACCAGCAGCAUUAUAUAGAGAACAGACAGCUAUACAUGGAUGCUGUACUUCAAGAUCACCACAACAAUAUCACUAAAGUUCAACUGCAUAACACUGGGGUUUGUAAAGAUAAUUAAUUUUCAUUUUAUGAUUAUAUACACACACAAAAUUUCGAUCAAUAUUCUGUACUAACAUUAUUUUUAAGUAAUUCUUCAGUUUACUUACAAUUCACACCAAUUUUGAUAAAAUGUGCACUCUUGCUAAAAAUAACUAUUUUGAUACAUGUUAUUUUGAUACAUUAUAAAAACAUGUUAAAAACAUACUUACAGAAAGUAUUUUAUUUAAGUUCAAAUUUGCUUUAUGAAAAAGAAUGUACAAUUCUCAUUCUAAGAGGAGUCUUGCAGUUUUACAUCUUAAGUUAAUUCUGUGUCUAUCAUACAUUUUACACUCUUUUAAUUUUGUCAGGCAAUUGUUCAUAUUACCUGAAUAUAUUAUUAUCGGAUUUACUAUAUAAUAUAUAUAUAUUUCAGAAAAUUGGGUCAAGAAAUCUAAGAAGAACCCAGUCUGCAGGACCACGAAGAAUGAGAACCACACAGGAAGUGGUCAAUGGAGCAGAGGUAUCAUUACGAGAUCUGGUUGGGGAAACAGUUUCAACAGAUCAGAUGAUUUCUGCUCAGGUAAGUGGCACAUGACAUCUCAUUGAAAUCAAGCAAUAGAUGAAUGUGUUCAAAUAUUUCUAAAAUACAUUCUCAUUAAAAUAUGUAACUCAUUUUUCUUACCUGACGUAGAAAAAUUUGAUAAUUUUUUUUAUUGAUCAGAUGAGCGAGCCCUACACAAUUACACCUUCAAAGUACAUGCCCAGACAUGCAAGUUCAUCUCAACCACGACGUCUGCCACCAAAUGUUUAUAAUGACCCGACCAGAUACACCCAGGUUGGUUAUCUACUUGAAAAUUUUCACUGGAUGCAAUCACAUGUCCUAACCCUAACCCUAAUGCUAAAACACUACUUUUAUAACAUCAUCUACUCUACCAAUCAUUUUAUGAAUGUGAAUUUAAAAACAUAAAAAACCAACCUUCAAAGCUAGGACUGUUUUGCAAUAAUAUUCCAAUGUUAACUAAUAUUAUUCUUACCAGUCAGUCACAUAAGAAAUUUUUACCAAGAGUGCACUUUAAAAAAGCUUAAAUGUUACCUCAACUUUUAAGUUAUGAAAAUGUUAUGUUUUCGGAAAUUACUGUCAAGUUGUAAAACCAAUCUUAUAAUCUGUCAUUUCCUUUUUUUUAAAAAAAACACAUCUCUGUUUUCUCACACAUUUUGCAUUAUUUCUCAGACAAGCUUAUUUGAAGUUAGCGACAAUAACAUUGUGAAGCGCACCAGACCUGUCAGUGCUUCCAGUUUAAAACAAGGAGAUAUUCAGCGCUCAAGGCCUCGUCUAAACCGUGAUAGUUCUACUGAGCUCCACACAGAAAAUAAAGGUAUCGGUACAUUAUUUUUAAUCCUGCACACCCCCGAAGAUCCAAGGCAAUAUUCAACUUGAGUAGUACCCUCUCACUCUCUCACUAUUUGAUCAAAGGGCAAAAUUUAUUCAAGAUGACUAGUAGUAGACCAUGUUGCUGUAGAUGACAAGCAAUGUUGUUUUUUGUUUUGUUUCAAUGUGCUCUUUAUGUGUUCCAUGUCGCUGGAGUUGUCAGAAUUGUCAUUGUGUCAAUGUCAUAUCACCUAUGGGACUCCAUCUCCAGGUUUGAUUUCAGAGAUUGUCUUCUCUUAGAUGAGUUGCCAUACAGAGUUAACAGGUCCCAUCCACCCGGGGUGCUGGUGAUGUUUUUGCUUGUCUAUACUUUUACUAGAGAUUGAACUCCAGUCCACAAGUUGGGAUUGGGUCAGUUUAGACCGCUCUGCCUCCCGGCACUGGUCAAUUACCAUUAAUAAGAAACACAGCUAUCUUUUUUUUUCAAUGUUUACAGAUUUUUAUUCUUAAAUGUAGUUUUAAUCAGAUUUUAAUUUAUUUAUAAAAGCUAGAUUUAAAAAAAUAUUUUGCAGUAUUUAUCACACAAAAUAAUGAGCGCCCCCUCAAGUAUGAAACAACACGUCCAGUCACCGCCAAACCAAAGUCAGGAAAACAAAGGAGAAAUUCACACGCUGAAGAAGUAAAAAAUAUUGGUGACAGAAGCUCCACCACAGCAUCUGAGGUAGAAAAUCCAAACGUAAAUACAGACAGUAACCUUGAAAAUGAGAGGUCAAAACUUUCUGAAUUUAAAGGUGACGAUGUUGAGAGCAGCACUGACAGACUAGAUUCCAAGCCUCCCAUUAAUGUCAAGGUCAAAUCUGGUUUCACCCGAAGGCCAAAGUUCAUUGACGAUUUUGCAAAAGAUGAGGACGCCAUGAAAACUAUUGAGAAAGAAUUCAAGAAAAAUGCACUCAUGCUGCAGAAAAAGCUGGGAAUCAAUGAGUCUGGAAUGGUUUUAUUUGACUAGCGGGAC